CAGAGAGGUGCUGCGGCACGCGGGCGAGGACGAGUUCGGCAGGGCCGUGCUCUACUGGUGGCUGCCGCCGCGCGGCUUCCUGCGGGAGCGCGGGCGGGACCUCGCCGCGGGCGCGCUGGGACAGCGCGCGUUGUGCGUGCUGGAGGGCGCCGCGCGCGAGGUGGGCUGGCAGCGGCCGCAGCAUGAAGGCCGCCGCUACCGUGUGGCCGUCAUCGCCGACCUCGGCUCGCUGUCCACCGCGGGGGCCGUCGGAGCCGCCGCGGCCUUGUUUCCGACUCUGCAAUCGAGCCUUUUGUCGGUGUACGAUACGACCUUCUCCUCGGCAGCCUCACUGCCGUACGCGUGCCGGACGGCGCGAGCGCGCUGUACGGGUUGCUGGUGCGGCCGCUGCUGA
Molecule: messenger RNA, 394 nt
Organism: Prorocentrum cordatum
Lineage: Eukaryota; Dinophyceae; Prorocentrales; Prorocentraceae
Source: the annotation of a GenBank genome assembly